GCUGUGGGACCUUGGUCUAGAUAGCUGAAGCGGAUUCAGUUGGGUUGUUUUGUCGGGGGCUCCUUCAACCCAACAAAUCCCAGAGCAAGGACUACUUUUACCUUUCCUGCUCACGGGGAGAUCAUGGCUCGGGCCCCCAGCGUUAGAGGGCCACUUGUGGUUCUGCUUCUGCAACUUGUCCUUAUCUGCUCCGCUCAAAGGGGCCAAGGACCUGCUGGCCCUCCUGGACCUGCAGGUGUCCCAGGAAUUGAUGGCAUUGCUGGGGAAAGGGGAGCCGAUGGCGAGGAUGGUCUUCCUGGACCUGAUGGAGAUGCAGGUAAACCCGGCUCUUCAGGAUUACCCGGAAUUCCUGGAAAUGAUGGUUUGACGGGCCCUAUUGGAGAUCCUGGGCCCGACGGUCCCCCCGGACAGAAAGGUGAACCUGGAAAACCUGGACCUCGUGGAGCAGCUGGUGUUGGGCCAGAUGGACCCCCCGGACCACCCGGGCCUGGAGGACUUUCAGGUGAAGUGGGAAAAGCUGGACCACUUGGGGCCAUGGGUGUGAGAGGGCCACAGGGACCCCGUGGACCAACAGGGCCCAGAGGUGCAGCUGGAAUGCUAGGCAGUGCCGACCUGUGUCCAAACUCUUGUCCGUCUGGGACCUCUGGACAUCCUGGUCUUCCUGGCAUGAAGGGCCACAAAGGUGUAAAAGGGGAAGCAGGAGAACCUGGGAAACAAGGGCACAAGGGUGAGGAGGGAGACCAGGGAAGUCCAGGGGAGGUCGGAGCUCAAGGACCAAUGGGUCCUCAGGGAAUUCGUGGAGCCACAGGAAUGAUGGGCCCCAAGGGAGAGAUGGGAGCUCGAGGUCUCGAUGGAGAUCCAGGUCCCCAGGGUGUUGCAGGGGCAACUGGGGAUCGAGGCCAGAGAGGCGUGAUGGGCGAGCUUGGACCUAAAGGUGAAACGGGUAUUCAAGGGAAGAGAGGAAUCACAGGUCUUCCAGGUCCCAAGGGAGAGGCUGGCUUACCGGGUGUGGACGGUCGCGAGGGUAUUCCAGGGAUGCCCGGAGCAAAGGGAGACAUUGGGAAGGCAGGAGUUCCUGGAGAGGUCGGACUUCAGGGGCUUCCUGGUUUGCCUGGUUCACCUGGACCAAAAGGCUUGAGUGGCCCUAAGGGAGAUGCCGGUCUAUCAGGCCUUUCUGGAACAAUGGGACCUGCUGGCAAAACAGGUGAGCGCGGAGAACAGGGAGAGGUGGGACCUGUUGGACCUAUUGGUGAACCUGGAGAUAUAGGACAGCAAGGCCCUUUGGGUCCAGCCGGCAAGCCAGGUGCCAGGGGACCCAAAGGUGACCCCGGCCUUCCUGGUCUCCCUGGUCCUGCUGGCCUGCCCGGGGUGAAAGGAGAGAGGGGAGAACGUGGAGAAGCAGGACCCAAAGGAGAGCAGGGAGUACAAGGUGAAGAGGGAAGCCCUGGAGACAAAGGGGAUGUUGGUGAGUCAGGAGAACCUGGACCUAAAGGAGAGGUCGGUAACAUUGGCGAGCCUGGCAGACGAGGUCCUGAGGGAAGCAGAGGCCAGCCUGGCAUUGAGGGGCCGCCCGGCACACCUGGACCUCGGGGCAUGCAGGGGAACAGGGGUCUACCUGGAGUCAGAGGGUCCCAGGGUCCUGCGGGUAAAGAGCCAAGUGAUCAGCACAUCAAGCAAGUUUGCAUGCGAGUCAUGCAAGAACAGCUGGCCCAGUUAGCUGCUAGUUUACGGAGGCCAGAGUCUGGCGUUGCUGGUUUACCUGGAAAACCUGGACCUCCAGGGCCUCCUGGGACCCCGGGAGAUAAUGGCUUCCCUGGGCAGGCUGGAGCAAGAGGCCUUCCAGGACUCAAAGGGCCACCAGGAAUUAUAGGAGCAAAAGGACCUAAAGGUGAAAUGGGAGACAGAGGCUCCAGAGGGCCCACUGUGCGAGGACCUAAAGGUCAACCAGGAGCUCCUGGACUUCCUGGUGAGCCAGGCAAACCUGGCUACGGUCAGGACGGUCGGGACGGGCAGAGGGGUCCUCCUGGCGUUCCUGGACAGCCCGGUGUACCUGGGCCUCCCGGUGCAGCUGGUCCUAAUGGUUACUGUGACCCGUCAGCCUGCAACCUCCAGGCAGGGGCCGCCCACCAGUCUCUGGAUGUGAAGGGACCUGCUGGGAACUAAGAGCCACUCUGGCAGAGACAGAAAGACUGUUGGAUUAGCUCCCCUGAGCACACAACAUUUUUCACACUGUCUUCCAAGGGGGCCGUGGUUGGUGUGGCACCUUCGAUCCAUUAACCUCUAGUUUUGUGAGCAUGCUUUGUGCCAGCCACAUCUCCAUCAGAUGGAGCCAGCCUGUUCAAGCUGACACACAAAACAUUUUUAUGUGCUGCAAAAAUCUAGCUUGUUCUAGUGUGUUUUUCUACCUGAGAGAUGUUUUGAUAUUUUCAGGAAGGUGUGCUCACAUUUCUGAGACGAUAUGAAAUGACCGGAAAUGUUUGUUUAUCCCACUCUCCUUGUACCUUUGCCUGCAUUUUCUUCUUUGUUUUCUCCAUUUACACUAUUUUCUUGAAUAAAAGCUCCUCCUUUCUCACAGAACAUUUCACAUAAUCCCCCAAAGCAAUUCGGGAUCAGGAUUUUGUUUAGUUCAAGUGCCUUUUUUAAUUGUUUUGUUCUGUAUGUGCUAAUGUACCAAAGAUAAACCAGCUAAAACCCUCUUUUUUAACGUCUUUUCAGCCCGCAGUUCAAAAUAAAAAGGAGAGAGGAUGAAAAUGUCAUCAAGUCACACUGACUUCAGUUUAUGUUGUAAAUCUGUAAAAAAAAUGUUUGAAUUGUGGUUAAUUAUAUUUCCUACAAAACAACCUGAUGUGAGAUUUUGCCUCAUUGUACAGAAUGACAACAGAGUGCAGUCAUGCAUAUAUGGAAAUAUAUCUUAGGGAUGAGGGAGACCUUCAGUAAUGUUAAAAAUAAAGAAAACAACUCGU
Molecule: messenger RNA, 2963 nt
Organism: Siniperca chuatsi (mandarin fish)
Lineage: Eukaryota; Metazoa; Chordata; Actinopteri; Centrarchiformes; Sinipercidae
Gene: col9a1b
Product: collagen, type IX, alpha 1b
Exons: 32
Coding region: 124-2163 (679 amino acids)
Source: RefSeq, a predicted model, not a curated record